CCUGGGGGGCGACUGGGGCGUCGGGGGCCGUAAACGAGUGUUGAGCACCUUUUCCAUCCGCGUCACCCCGGGGGAUGUGGAAGCCAGUGACUGAUGCGGUGUGGCCUAACCCGUUAUCUUUGGUUCUGGAAUCAUUAAAUUUCGUGGGUCAUAUUUGGGAGGGGCUCGCGAACAGGGACGCUGUCGGCUGAUGCCUUUAUUGUGCACCUUGCCUAUCAUCUCCCCUGGCGUCCAUCAUUGGUGAAGCAUAGGAGACGACCCGUCGAGGAGAGUUGGACGGCGGCCCAGCGUCUUGGUCGAGCCGGUGUGUUUAAUACCAAAAUCAGAGUUCCGGUAUGCUGUCGUUUUCGGCAGAGUAAUAAAAGCAUUGCUUUUUAACAAGGCGGGUUAUGAAUACUUGUAUGUUGCAAAUGCAGUUUAUGUUGCUUUUUAGUCGUCAGGGAAAGCUUCGACUGCAGAAAUGGUAUGUCUCACUAUCAGACAGAGAGAAGAAAAAAAUCACAAGGGAAAUUGUUCAAACUGUUUUAGCACGUAAACCUAAAAUGUGCAGCUUUCUUGAGUGGCGAGAUCUGAAGAUUGUUUACAAAAGAUAUGCUAGCUUGUAUUUUUGCUGUGCUAUUGAGGAUCAGGAAAAUGAACUGAUUACUCUGGAAAUAAUUCAUCGUUAUGUGGAAUUACUUGACAAAUAUUUUGGCAGUGUGUGUGAACUUGAUAUCAUCUUUAAUUUUGAGAAGGCUUAUUUUAUUUUGGAUGAGUUUCUUUUAGGGGAAGUUCAGGAAACAUCCAAGAAAAAUGUCCUAAAAGCAAUUGAGCAGGCAGAUCUACUUCAGGAGGAUGCAAAAAAAGCUGAAACCCCACGUAGUGUUCUUGAAGAAAUUGGACUGACAUAACUCUUCUCCCUUGUUGAUGACUUCUUGUGGCAUUUCACACACUGUAGAUGGUCAUUGCUGUAAUUGUCAAAGUUACUUAAUAGUGUUAAAUGAUGUCUUGUCAGUGUUACUGUUUCAUAUGCCACUUCUUCAAAUCUACACAGAAACAUUUUUUGUGCUCCCCAGAGAGAACUUUGGUUAACUAAUAAAUAAGUUACUUUAAAUAUGAAUUACUCUGAUGGAGCACAGAAAAGAUACCUUUUAUGGAUAUUUUAGUUUGAAAGUCAGUUCUCUUAAAUGACACACCUAUAUAUAUAUUUUUAAAAGUUAGGUGAUAUGCAUUUAUUACAUUACUGUUUUUGGCAAAGGAAACUGAAAUUAUAAUGUGAAAGCUGGUACAAUAACUAAAAACCGAAGAAGCAUUUCAGUAUAUAUUGGUAGACAUGUUGCAAAUUAAAUUAAUGAAAUUUUAACUCUGCUAGGACUUAAAAAGUACAUAUAUAUAUAUAUAUAUAUGUAUAUAUAUAUAUAUAUAUUACACUCACAUAUGUAUACAUAUGAAAGACCUAUUGGAAGUUAUGUAUCUUACAACACAACCAAUUCCGCAUAAUUUAAGUGACUUUGUUAGAACAAUGUUAUUUUAUGCUAAAUUUAUCACUUCAGGAUUCUGAGCCUGGGGCAAGAUAGGCUGUUUCAUAACAGUACUUUUUUUCUUCCUUUCUAUGGCAAGGACAUAGGACUAUGAAAGGUUCUUUGUGGUUAUAUCAUUUGAUCACCUGUUUUGACAUUCCACGAAAAAGUAGAAUGGUUGUCAGGAAUUCUUCAUAACACUGUUUUGACAAAGCACAUUGUUCUUACCACAAAGUGUUACAGAAGUCAUUGUUUAAAGCAUGAAUGCUCCUUUGGGGGUGCUUGUUACAGUCAAAUUUAUUUUGCCUCCUAUUGCUUCCCUCCACACAGAAGUACUGCAUACUUUACGGCAGUAUCCUUCUGUGGCAUAUGACACUUUGCUAGUUAUCAAAAGGCUUAAAAAAAAAAACUUUCAAGUGAAAGAGUUGAAUGACCUAAAAUAGCAUCAGUAGUGCCUAUAUUUUUUAAAGUUCUAUAAUUGUUUCACUGUCAUUUUUAUAAAUACUUGUAUGUACGUAAACAUAUCUUCACAGUUUACACUUUGACUUGUAUAUGCUCUGGAGGUAUUUAAUCAUUCUUGUGAUUGUGCUGAUACUCAGUCUAUGUAGCAUUGUCUUGCCACAUUACCAAUUAGUUGUAAUGUUUAACAUUCACCAUUCUCUGUUUUUAUGUGUUUCCAAAAGUACUUAAGCUAGGGAGAGUUUGCUAAAGAAGAAUUUUAAUUUUUUCAGUAAAAUGUUAAAUACUCAUUUCCAUUUGAAUGUAGAGUUUGUUGUAAGCACACACAAGUAGGGAUUUAAGGCGUUUGUGUACACAUCAAGUUCAUUAAAAAAUGUGAAUUCUUUGCUACCAGAAGUGCGUCUAUGUAUUUAUUUUCAGUCAAUA
Molecule: messenger RNA, 2384 nt
Organism: Zalophus californianus (California sea lion)
Lineage: Eukaryota; Metazoa; Chordata; Mammalia; Carnivora; Otariidae
Product: AP-1 complex subunit sigma-2-like
Biological process (GO): intracellular protein transport; vesicle-mediated transport
Cellular component (GO): membrane coat; AP-1 adaptor complex; intracellular membrane-bounded organelle
Molecular function (GO): clathrin-cargo adaptor activity
Source: RefSeq, a predicted model, not a curated record